CACUAGCUUUGUAUCAUUAUCUAUGUUGGAAAAUUGUUGGAACAAAGGAGCAUGUGAAAACAAUCAGAAUGAUGAACUCAGUCAGAGACCAUUUACAUAGCGACAAGAAAUGGACAACAAUCACCAGUGGAAGUUUUGGAGAGGGAUUAGGGAUGAAAGGUAGUGAUUUAGAUAUUAUGACGGUUGCGAAAUUAAUUGAAAUUUGUGAAAACACACACAUGAAUUUAAAUGCUGAUAAAAUACAUUUUACAAUGGAAAUGGUAGAUACAGAGCCAGGUUUCACUAAGUUACGGCUAAUGCACAAUAGUGACCAGAGUAUCAUAGAAUUCUGUGCUGAGAUAGGUAGUGAAUUCUAUUUUUCAAACCAUUUAUUUAAACAAGCACUUUCAACCGAUAUUUUGUCGACUGUUCAUGGACCAUGUGUAUCAGACGAACGUGGUAGUUUUGACUUGGCAUACUGUUUAUAUAGUAAGUUAUGGAUAACACCAGCAAAACAAUGGAUAACACGAUCAAACCAUUCAUGGCCGAGAUACGAUGUUAAACAGGAUAUUGUUAAUCAUGGGGUUCUCUUUGUACCUGUAGGUGUGAAAGGAUCUGCACAAGAAGAAUUAGAAUGGCGCAUAUCAUUUUCCGUUGGCGAAAAACUACUUAUUCAUACAUUUACACAUACACAAUUACUAUGUUAUGCCCUUAUGAAAAUUAUUCAAAAAGACGUUAUAUCUUUAGAUAUAGAUUGUAAAGAAUUGAUUUGUUCGUAUUUCAUGAAAACAGUUUUGUUUUGGAUAUGUGAAGAAUUACCUCCAUCAGAAUGGAAACCUGAAAACUUGAUAUCUUGUUACAUGCGAUGUUUUAGGAGACUAAUAUAUUGUGUUAAAUACGGAGUUUGUCCGCAUUAUUUCAUUCCUGAGAAUAAUUUAUUCGAGAAUAAGAUACAAGGACAGGCACAGAAAACACUUUUAAACAAGUUGAAUAUUCUAAACAGUUAUGGUUGGCAAUGCAUCUUAUUGUCAGACCAAUUCUCAGAAUUUCGGGGAUCGUCAUUUGAUGUAAGGAAGCAGGCAGAUUAUGUACAUGUCAGCAGUGUUGAAAAACUAUUAACCAACACUAUGUUUGAGGCAGACAUUUUCCAGCUGCAAUGUUAUUUUCUUUUGGAAAAAGUGAUACACAAGAAUAUAUGUAAUCGUAUUGAAAUUCAACCUAAUUCAAUGCGCAGAAGUUUACCGAUGUUCAAAUCUGGUAAAUUUAUUAUGACUAGUCAUUUCAAGGAAACAAACAAAAACCGAGGGAACAGCAUAACUCCAAAUGAGCAAGAACUGGUGUAUUGA
Messenger RNA from Mytilus californianus (California mussel), 1325 nucleotides. RefSeq lists its product as uncharacterized. Lineage: Eukaryota; Metazoa; Mollusca; Bivalvia; Mytilida; Mytilidae. The coding region runs from base 69 to 1325 and encodes 418 amino acids. The record is from RefSeq and is a predicted model, not a curated record. The transcript has 2 exons.